Phyllotreta striolata is the source of this 6349-nucleotide messenger RNA. The record is from the annotation of a GenBank genome assembly. Lineage: Eukaryota; Metazoa; Arthropoda; Insecta; Coleoptera; Chrysomelidae.
GAUUCUUUUUGUUCUGCUGAAGAAAUUAAAAUAAACUCCGACGAUCUUUAUGAACUAGAUGACAACAAAAACUGUUCACAGGAUGUUUACAAGCAGCUGUCCAAAAUCAGUCGUAUUGAAAGUUUCUCUGAGAGUAUGUGCAGUGAAAGAAAAUUAUUGCCGGAGAAUUUCUAUGAAGAACUCAACAAAAUUGUUAGAAAAAAUGAAACUAUUACCGAGCCCUGUGAAAAUGUACACGAAGAAUACAACGUUGUUGUAAAAACCGUGUCGGCUGAUGCUGAUAAGGCGUCUAUAACUGCAGAUAAAGAUGAAAACGAAUCGCCCGAAGGAUCAACAGAUUCAGAAGAUGACCCAGUACAUGUAAAAAUGCCGUGUUUUUCGGACACAGACGAGAAAGAUCAUUUAAAAAUAGUAAUAGUGGAUAACAUGUCGAUCAAAAAUCCAUCGGGUGCUAAGAAGUCGUGUAUGGAAAUAUUUUGGACAACCGGCAUCGAUUAUGUAAAACUCUUUUCUAAUAUUUCGUUUAACAUGUUGACGAUGUCAACGCUGAUGAUGCCCGCACCCGCGAUGACCGCUACCCCCAUGUCUACUCCUGGUCUGUUGCCCGUUCCCACUAAACUGGAAGUCGCUGGUAAAAUCACCAUUAAUCACAGUGCGACCGCUAACAAAGCAGAACACCAUCAUAUCUUCGUAGGAGAUCUUAGUCCGGAAAUAGAAACACAGACCCUCCGAGAUGCUUUUGCGGCAUUUGGAGAAAUAUCGGACUGUCGAGUGGUUAGAGACCCGCAAACGUUGAAGUCCAAAGGGUAUGGAUUCGUUUCCUUCAUCAAAAAAGCGGAAGCUGAAAGUGCCAUUGCUGCUAUGAAUGGGCAAUGGUUAGGAAGUCGAAGUAUCAGAACAAAUUGGGCCACGAGAAAACCUCCAGCUCCAAAAAGUGAAGCAAACUCGAAACCUCUGACGUUCGAUGAAGUUUACAACCAAAGCAGUCCUACAAACUGCACAGUGUAUUGUGGAGGCAUAACAAACGGUCUGACUGAGGAGCUCAUGCAGAAAACGUUCGCUCCUUUUGGAACAAUUCAAGAAAUUAGGGUAUUCAAGGAAAAAGGAUAUGCGUUCGUGAGGUUCUCGACAAAAGAAUCCGCUACACAUGCAAUCGUAGCUGUGCACAAUACAGACAUCAACGGCCAAAUUGUCAAAUGUUCUUGGGGCAAGGAGUCUGGAGAUCCGAAUAAUGCACCCGUUGCAGGCCAGGCAAUAGCUAGUACGAGUUUUCCAUACACUGCUUACGGCCAACAGUUAAGCUACUGGUACCCUCAAAGUUAUCCAGCAGCGAGUUCUGCACAAAUUCAGGGUCAAUUCAUAGGCGGCAUGCAAGGAUAUGCGUACGGCCAAUUCGGGGGUUAUCAACAAUCAUAUAUGGGCAUGGGUCUACAAGUCCCCACAGCCGCUACGGCGUGGCAAGGCAUUCCAAGCCAGCCGCAAAUACCUGCUACCCCUCAACAAAUGACAGCCCCCGCGGCUACGCUGCAACAACCGGGGAUAGUGUUCCCGAUCCAACAGUAUCAACUAGGAGACGAAGAAUGGCUCCUAGUAUGACCUUCUCUAUCUAUUCCCGUCAAGGCAGUCUGAUAACGACCUUUGGACCUCGUACAGAGCAUUCUACAACCAAGGAUCAAAUUUCGUUUAACAUGAGUUACCUGUACUUCUGCGGUAGGACUGUCAAAUUCGUAGAAAAUGAAAAAUAGAAUAUAAGAAUUUAUAUUUGUAAAGAAUGCUAGGUAUCUAUUUACAUUUGACUUGUACAAAAUGCAAGUAGAAUAGACAAAAAAAAAGGAAAUUUUAGAUAGGUUAGUUGAUAGUUAUGUAAUCAAGGCGUACGGAUUUAUACACAUACAGAACGUCUUAAAAUACCUUUGAUUUACUUGGUAUGUUCAUUUUAUAAAACAAUUGUACGUUUUAUUCAACAGAUAUUUUAGAACGUUCUGGAUACAAAAAGCACGGUAUAUCACAAAAAUAAAUGUUCUGAAUUAUACAUAGAUAUCAAUUUUAAAGGAAUCAGCUGUAUACUUAUACAAAGAAAAGACAUUAAAACUUUAGAAGCCAAAAUUAUGCUCGCUGUAAAGCAUAUUUGCGUAUCUUACAUACAAAAUUUACGAAUUUCAUAAUUUAGGCAACACGAGACGCGUUAUUAUAUUAUCGAAUUAAAUAUUUUAAUUGUAGUUAAUGCAAAAUUGCAACUUAUGGACCAAAAUUGAAUACCACAAAAAUAUUAAAUGGUGCGGAAUGAAUUAUAUAAACAUUUAACUUUGUUUUACCAAUAAAUGAGACCAAAAUUUUAUAGGUAUCUUGUUUUAUCAUUAAAUGCGAUAGAAAUUUCGGAUGAGAUGAAAUUUUAUUAUGUAAGAUAUGAAGAUAUAGCGCUAUGCAUAGACGUCCGUGUUUAGGCAUUUGAAUGAUAUUGAACAUAAGCGUGAUAAAAAAAAGUAUAUAUACAUACCUAAUAUACAUUAUUCAAAGUGAUUUAUAUCCAAAAAAUCCAACGUUUUAUAAAUAUAUAUUAUGAGCGAUGAAAAGUUUUGAUACAAGAUUUAAAAGUAUACCGCAGAUGUAGAACAUAGAACGAUGAGUAUUAUCCGUAAGGGGUGAUUAAACGCUAUUUUUUGAAAAUGUUUCUUCUAUAUCGUUAUCAAAAAUAUGGAUCGAAGUGAGAAGUAUUUUUGUUCUUAAUUAUAUCAAAUUUUAUUAUUGCAAUUCGACGAAUUCCGUAUUUUUGACUCAAGAAAAUUUCAAAAAAUCGAGUCAAAUAACUCUACGAAUAGCUUGGCAUAUCGUUUUUAGAACUAUUCUGUACCGAUGUCUAGGAAAUUAAAAAUAUUUUUAUAACAUUUCGUCAUAGAAAAUCUUUAUCUACCGCUACAUAUUAAAUACAUGUUUCUUUCAAUACCUGUGUAUCUAAAAACCAUAUGCGCAACUAUUUUAAAUAUUUAGCAUUUAUAUGAAUAGCUAUAUGUUCGUUAAAUGACCGUAUAUAUAAUAUAUAUAACUUGCACGCUAAUAUUAAGAAGCACCACGUAUUUAACGGCUGUAUUAGUGUCUAAGUGUAAAAGGAACCACUAUUUAGUGCUCUAUCCUUCAACAAUACUCCGAUGCUCCCCUAAGCCCCCCUUCCCCCAACGUGAUGCAAUUGUAAGAAACUCUCGUGUCUACUGCUUAAUAAAAUUUCCAAAAACUCAACUCAUAGUUCAGCAAUUUUUUGCUAACAUUUUUCAUGUUUCGGGGUGCAGCUCAUAAUGAUUUCCCAGUUUUUGGAAAUGAUUCGAUAUUAAGCCGAUUUAAUUUUAAUAGAUUAAAUGAUUUCGAGAAAUUUAGCGAGAAUUGGAAAUGUUUUAAAUCCUGUAAUAAAUGUUGAGGAAGAGCGUGGUACCUAAAUUAUUGAUCACGUAUGAUUUAUGUCCAUAAAGUUGAACAAUUAUUGGUAGUAGAGAAUUUAAGGUGAAAUUGGCCCUUCAUUAAGUACUAUAUAAUUUUGAAGGGAAUAAUGCGUAUUUCUUUCGGUGAUUUUUUCUCUUAUGUACCAAUAACAAAUCUACCAAUAAAAUCCAUUUCUAGUUUGAUGGAGCAUAUUGCAAGUUUAGCUCAAUUUUCUCGAAUUGGGAGCUAAAAGCUUCCAUGAACUACAAAAGGAUUUUUAUUAAAAAUACAAGGAAUGAUAGUAUCAUUUGGCGAGAGAUACGGGUUAUUCAUCAAGGGCAAAUUAAUUAGUUGUUGAGUGUAGGUGUUUGUGCUGUUAAUGAACAAAGAUUAGGAUAAACUAGUAGUAACUUCGAAUUUUGUUGUUGUUGUUGAUUUAAUUUGUUGAGACUGUUUAAAUUUCGUUAUUUAGUCUAUAAAAACUUUUAUGUUUUAACAUUCCUAACGUUAAUACCUCAAAUAUGUGUUCAUUUGUAUUUAUUUUUUACCAAAAAGUAUUUUUAGGUGAACUUCUAGUGUUUUGUUUAUUUCAUAAAUGUAGAAUGAUGUAUUUAAUAAGUAUAUGUUUGCAUAUAAAGCUUGUGGACAUACUCAUAUAAUAAUUAUCGUAUAUCCAAUACUUCCUCAUUGUAAGAAAAAGUAUUUAAUCGUUUGUAAUGGAAAUGCAGUUAUUUCAAAAACAUAUCGAAAUUGAAGUAAACUCCAUACAAACUUUUGUCGUAUAUAAUCUCGAUACUUUCGAUAAAAUGGAAAAGUCAACUAGAGUUGAAAUGGCGAUGGAAAUUCUCAUGUAAUUAUUAAUAUUUCUUUAAUUAAAAACAUGUUCUUAUUUCGACGAAGUAUUGGAAAACUGCAGUGAAAAAAAUAUAAAUUACAAUGUGUAAUUGAUGAUGAUUUCGCCAAGAAACAGCACAGUAGUCAAUUACAGCUAGUAACCUAAGAGGCUAAACACAUAGGUGGUUCUAGAAUUGCAUGUAAAAGUUUAGUUAGAUAUUAUUAUCAUAAAAUAUCAUACUCUGUGAUAGUAUAUUGUUGUCUUAAAGAACUGUGCAAAAAAAAGAAACGAAUUAUAAUUAUAAAAAUGCUUAUAUAUACGAUAAACAUUAUGAUAGAUUUUUUAUAUUAUUAUAAUUUAAACUGACAGUGUCGUUUGACUCUUUCACAUGAGGGCACAAAAAAAACGUAGUUUUUCUCAAACACGAAUAUCCUGCAAGUCAAAGGUCACUGUUGCCUUUUCUUUAUCGAACUUUUAUACGAAGGAAGUAGCGCAGAACUCAAACAGAAAGAAAAUCAACGUUUCCAAAAAGUGAGACCACACAGAUUAGCGUAACGGUAUUUAUAAAAUUUUCCUUUUCAAGUACUUAUUGGUUAUUUCUGUUUGAGUACUAAGUUUCACGAUGACUACGACCAAUUAAAAUUAAAUUGGCCAUUAGGUUACAGUCUCACGUACAGCUAACGGAGCCCACCCAUUCUACUUACGCGGAUAAUUAUGUGUUUUUUGAAAUAUUCGUAAAUAAUGUAAAACCCAUUUCGCUGUGUUCCCUUUCCCAAUGAUUGACAUUCGUUGUAAUAAUAUGACAUAUCAUAUUCUGUGUGGUGUUAGCUUUAAAAUAAAUGUGUAACUAUAGGAAAUUAUAGUAAGUAUGGUGAACAGAAAUGAACUGGCUGGAAUGAAGGUUCAUUGUUAUAAAUGUAAUUAUACUCGAAGUUGACGAUUUCUCUAAAAAUGGGCAACAAAAUCGUACGAAUUUACUGGUUAAUAACAAAAUUUCAUUUUGUUUUUGAUCACUCUAAAGUCGUCUACUUUGUUUUACUGUAUAGUGAAACGAAAUUUACAACUCCAUUGAUGUUUAAGACGGAAUUUAAUCAAAUUAUUUAUCAAAAUUAGCCCUAGUAAUAGAAUAAUCGGAUACAAAAAUACGUCGUCACCGUUUUGGCCUAUAUAUGAAUGUACAGAAUUAUUAAUUGUAACUUAAAUGUGAGAGUAUUCGAAUAGUCUAAUCAUUAGAAAUAAAAGUUCGCUUCACUAACUUUGAUCUGUACGCGUCAGUUCGUUUCUGAAUAUGGGUACGUUAGUUGUGAUGGAUACGUCAGAUUCUACAAUUGUAAAAAAAAUGAACCACGUAGAGAAGACUAAUAGUGAAAACUGCAGUGUAUAGUGUGUACCCUAUAGUACCUAAAUUUUGUUAAUUGUUUACGUUGUAUCUACAAUCUGUAAUAUAGUUAAGAAAGUUCGAUCUUGUUGUUUAAACUUCUUCAAAUUUCUAAGUACCGAUCACGUAAUCAGAAAUUCGAACAAGUUCAUUUGAAAAAUAAUCUGGACGUUUCAAAUUUGUAAUAUAACAUUUUAUUUAUGUACAUUGGAAAGGAAAAAAUCAAAAGGAGUUACCGAUUUUAUUUAGAUAUCAGCGUGGCUCUAUUUUGAUACUGUAAAAAAUAGCCACAUCAAAGGUAAAAGUAACGUUGAUGUCUUGUAAUAUAUGAAAUGAAAUCGGAAUAUUAUGCGACCUCUUUAUUAAUUAUCCAGCCCGACAACAGUUCAACAUCUUUAUGAAUAAUUCCUCGAAUUAUUGUGUGACACUCACUUUCUGAAUUCAACUAAUAAAAACCAGCGGUAAAUUCGUUGUCAAUACAAAAUUAUAAACCGAAGUUCGAACUGUUUACCAAGAUUCUUGACAAUCACUGGGCAAUGGAAAUAUGUAUGAGGAUCGUUUUUGAAGUGUUGCAUAAUUAUCUGAGUUCGAACUUAUACAUAAUAUACUUAUAUUUAUUGCUGCUGCGCAUGAGGUUGGAAACGCGUGUUUAAUUCACGCCAAUAAUUAUACAAAAUGAAAACUUAGAUAUUAUAUUGUAGAAAAUGGAAUUGAAUAAAGACAGU